AUGGGGGAAAUCGGGUGUAAUUGCUUUGUAAAGGAAGAUAUGUGGACAUCAUCUGAUGUCCUGUGGAGACCUAAACUUGAAUUUUUUAUCCCAGCACAUUCCCCUGGUAAAAGAAAUAUAAAAUUUGUAGUGAAGGAUUCAUGGAUUAGAUCUCAUAUUAAAAGAAGACCUGCAGCUAAAAUAUUCCAGUCUUGGAUGGGGAAGAAUUCCCUGCAGCUUUUCAUUUCCACUCCAUACAGUGGUUUGACAGAUGAAGAAAACACAAUGAAAUGUUACAAACGUGAUUCUUCAGUCUCAAAGAUUUUCUCGAGUGAUUCUGUCAGAAAGAGAUCAGAUUCUUGUGAAACUUUUUCAAUAAGAGAUCAAGUUAUUGAGGAGCCUUGGCUAUUUCAGUCGUCCCCAGUCUCUUGUCAUGUUGCAGGGUUAAAAGACAAAGAGAUUUUGAAUUGCUCUAAUGGUGAUGUCCUAAAAUCAAAUUUCUCAAAUGAAUUCAGAGACGAGGAUUUCUGCUCCAAGUCUGAUUUUCAAGUGAAUGGAAUUAAGAAGAAUUAUGAUGCUCAUGAUGCUUUAGUUGAGACGUAUCAUCCUGUUGAGGAGCCUUGGAUAUGGGAAUCAUCAGCCCAUAUUGCCGGCUCUAAUACUAAGAUGGUUUCUGAUAUUGCCAAGAAUGUCGAAGAUGAGGCCGCUCAGCCACCCCUUCAUGAUCAACAUCAACAUUUACCUGAGAAGCUGCUUGAGGAAGAAAGUAAUGUUACAUCAGAAGACUCUAUUUCCACAGUUAUAUUAAUCAAUUCUUCCAUAUGUACCAUGCAAAGGAUUGCUAUUCUGGAAAAUAGUAAAUUGGUUGAGUUAUUGUUAGAGCCUGUGAAAAACAAUGUGCAGUGUGAUAGUGUAUACCUAGGAGUAGUAACAAAGUUAGCCCCCCACAUGGGUGGUGCAUUUGUAGAUAUUGGCAGCUCAAGGCCGUCUUUCAUGGAUAUAAACCCCAAUCGGGAACCAUUCACAUUACCCCCAUUUCUGAGUCAUAUGAAUGAAAGAGAACCAAAUGACUUUAUUUUUGGUAAGCUUGAAGAGAAUGUAGGUAAUACUGAAUAUGAAACCAUUAUAGAUCAAAUUGAAGAAACAAAUGAGAUGGAGGACGGGCAAAGUGAGGAUGAAUUCAUUGAUGAUGAGUUUGGAGGUCAUGACGAUGGUGUUGACUUUGACGUAUUGGGAGUUAUUAAGGAACAAGUAAAUGGUAAUGUUUCCAGGCAUGCACCUGCGACCGAGCCUCUGAGAUCCUCAGAAAAGUCAAGUGAAGCUGGGCACCAGGCACUGAAUAGAAGUGGUCACCAUGAUAUCAGCCACAAGGUUAUAGGCACCGAAGAAAGCAAGUGGGCACGAGUUAAAAAAGGCACUAAAAUAAUUGUACAAGUUGUUAAAGAAGGAUUGGGUACGAAAGGCCCUACACUGACUGCUUAUCCUAAGCUUAGAAGCCGAUUCUGGCUUUUGAUCCCUCAUUGCAAUACAAUAGGAAUUUCAAAGAAAAUCUCUGGUGUUGAGCGCACACGUUUAAGACUUAUAGCAAAAACUUUGCAGCCUCCUGGAUUUGGUCUUACUGUUAGGACAGUUGCUUCUGGGCAUUCAUUAGAGGAGUUGCAGAAGAAUUUGGAACACUUGCUGUCAACAUGGAAAAAUAUUGUAGAACAUGCAAAAUCUGCAACUCUUGCUGCAGAUGAAGGGGUAGAUGGAGCUGUUCCUGUUAUGUUACAUAGAGCAAUGGGUCAAACACUCUCUGUCGUCCAAGAUUACUUUAAUGAGAAGGUAAAUAACAUGGUAGUGGAUUCUCCGAGGACAUAUCAUGAGGUCACCAACUAUCUGCAGGAAAUAGCUCCUGAUCUUUGUGACAGAGUUGAGUUAUACAGCAAAAGAACUCCCCUUUUCAAUGAAUACGGUCUUGAGGAAGAAAUAAACAGCAUCCUCAGUAAAAGGGUUCUGCUAGACAAUGGAGGUUAUCUUGUGAUUGAACAAACUGAGGCACUAGUCUCUAUCGAUGUGAAUGGUGGACAUUGCAUGCUCGGCCAAGGAACUUCCCAAGAGAAAGCUAUUCUUGAUGUCAACCUUGCAGCUGCCAAUCAAAUUGCUAGAGAAUUGAGGCUGAGAGACAUUGGUGGCAUUAUCGUGGUAGAUUUUAUUGAUAUGUUGGAUGAUAAAAAUAAGAGACUGGUUUAUGAUGAAGUUAAAAAGGCUGUUGAGAGGGACCGAUCAACUGUGAAAGUCUCUGAAUUGUCUAGGCACGGGCUUAUGGAAAUAACAAGAAAGAGGGUUCGACCUAGUGUAACGUUUAUGAUCAGUGAACCAUGCACGUGCUGUCAUGCUACCGGGAGAGUGGAAGCUUUAGAGACCUCAUUUUCCAAGAUUGAACAUGAAAUCUGUCGGCUGCUGUCAAUGACUGACCAGAAAGCAGAUCCUGAAAACCCCAAGUCCUGGCCACGAUUUAUAUUAAGGGUUGAUCGCCAUAUGUGUAACUAUUUAACCUCGGGAAAGAGGACAAGACUAGCAGUUUUGAGUAGUUCUCUCAAAGUCUGGAUUCUUCUAAAGGUUGCAAGAGGUUUUACAAGAGGUAGCUUUGAGCUGAAACCGUUGACAGACGACAACGUACAGAAGAACCAAUGUCGGACUGCUGCUAUAUCCAUGUUACGACCAACAGAGGUUGUAACUUACACUCCCAACAAAAAAGUAACUCUCUUUCCUAUCAAAAAGUGGAAGACUAGCGGAAAAUAA
Fraxinus pennsylvanica is the source of this 2763-nucleotide messenger RNA. Lineage: Eukaryota; Viridiplantae; Streptophyta; Magnoliopsida; Lamiales; Oleaceae. The record is from the annotation of a GenBank genome assembly.